Caenorhabditis sp. 36 PRJEB53466 is the source of this 11720-nucleotide messenger RNA. Lineage: Eukaryota; Metazoa; Nematoda; Chromadorea; Rhabditida; Rhabditidae. The record is from the annotation of a GenBank genome assembly.
AUGAGGAGCUUCAUUUUCCUCCUGUUACUCACCGGCCAUCUAUCAGCAGGUAAUCGAUUCCCCGCUUCGCUUCGAAGACCUUCUGAUUGACAUGCCGAUCGGGCGCUUUUUCUGUCACACCUUAUAGGCGAUAAAGGGAUAGCAUUGAAAGUGGUGGAGUGGAAGAGCACUCAAAAAUGAAAUCUAAAGAAGGAAUACGAAAAUGAGAAUUUUUUGUUUCAGCCAACAUCGACUGGUCGGCCAUCGAUACUCCGCCUGAAUUCGUGCACGAAAAAAAUGCAGAUACGGUCUACUUCAAAGUGGAAAAGAGCGGAAUGAGCGAUGAAUCGGCCCAGAAAAUACCCGGAAACCUCCUAGAGCAAACGAUCCGAUGCGUCGCGAACGGAAAUCCACGGCCGAAGUGAGUUUCUUGCCACUAAAAAAUAUGGAAUUUUUGACACUGAUAUUGCGAUACAUUCUCAAAACUGAAACUCCUCGAUCCGUCUUAAGAUUACCACAAUUCCAGUUACCGCUGGAAGAAGGACGGCAAGACGUUCCUCCCCUCGAUGUUCCCGGACAAAGUUGUCCAGAAGCCUGGAGAUGGUAUCCUUCCCGUCGAUUGAUUUGUUAUCACUUUCAUUAUUUUCAGGAAGUCUCGUCUUCUCUCGAUUGGACGAAACGGACGCCGGAAUCUAUCAGUGCGAAGCGGAAAACUCGAACGGAACAGCCGUCGACCGUCCAGUCCGUGUCCAGGAGACGUGGAUCCGUCACUUUGCAUCUGCGGAGCCGGAAGUCGUUGUCGUGGAAGUGGGUGAUCCGUAUCAGAGGAACUGCUCUCCGCCGGCCAGCAAUCCGAAUGCGAGAGUCUACUGGAUCCUGAUGGGAAAAGAGCCGGGACACUUCGAAACGAUCAGCAGCAGCCACAUUUCGAGCAACGAACAAGUGAGUCGGCAAUAGCCGUCGGGCCGCCUAAAAAGUUUCAGAUUGUUUCUCGUAAGCCCUCCUCCUAUCCAAAAACAGACACGAGGAAUUUCAAAUACGACUUUUUUGAUAGAGUCUCGUUCUGAAUCUGAGUCACCAGUUUCCUAAUUGUUUCGUGGGUGGUAAAUUUUUCGAUUGCAAUUGAAAUCGGCGCUCGCCCGCGAAACUUUUGAAAAAAAUAACCAGAAUUGUUUUCAUUUAAAGUUUUCGAACAUUCCCACUAUUAAUAGUUUUUCCGUCGUACUCGUUUCACUCGGUCUCAUAGCUAAAUUCGCCCAUCCAAGUUUUCAAAACAGUACCGUAGUUGGUCCCCCUUCCCUCUAAGAUAAUAGUUGCCACCUCCACGAUCGGUGUCUGUUUCAAGUAUUGGCCGGUCCUCAACGGUUUGUCCGUCCGUCGGGGUCUAUUCAUACUGCGUACAAACUCGUAUUGUAUGGAUUCCAUUGUUAAUUCGAGGCGGUUAGAGUACGUCCCGGCCUUCUCUCUGUGAUGAAUAAGUUCUUUUUUGCGAUGACAUCGUCUGUUUGUGUCUUUCCCGCCGACACCACCUGCCACACAUACUUCCACUGUCCGUUGCGCAAUUCGCAACAUUUUCCGACGCGCGCAAUUAGUCGCCACCAGACGACCUUCGUCCAAGAGUUGGAAGUGAGACAUGAUGAGAGCAUUCUGAAGAACUCUCGAGCAACCAAUUAGAGUCAUUAGCCGCGCCGCUCCAGACGCAAGCUUCUUCCGAUGGGAAAGACGGCAUUAGAUGGCAGAGAGGGAUACUGGUGCGAACCCGCGAAAAGAGGAACAGAUUAGAUGCAAUUAAGUGGUUUUUCUCGCUAAUUUGAUUGAAAUUUGACGAGAAAAGGGUCUGACAACACACGAUGCUUGACCAUUGAUGUCUUCUGUUUCUUCUGUUUCAGGAGACGUAACCGCUUUCGAAUGGUAACCAGACAAAGUACUUCAUAGCAGUGAAUCUUGUUUACGCUCUUACAGCUUUUUGUACUAUCCGGCUUAGUGUAGUCGCGUAAUUGAAGCCCUUGGCGCUUGACGAAUGCACUUCUUCGUUCUCCGUUUCCCUUUCUUUCCGCCCGUAAAACCGACGGCUUUUUCACAAAAAGAACGGGCUUUUCCGAAUCAUGCGCUCUCGCCGUGUUCCUCGCCAACAAUUAUAAGAGCCAUUAUAAUCCUGCUCCUUGACAUUUUGCCUUCACUUCACUGCUUCGUCGCUAGGUAAUUCCCCAUUGGGUGGACGAGGCGGGAGGGAGAAGAAGAAGCCUCUUCCUUUUUGUGGUCCGCUUUUGGUGGCGACCAUUGGUGGUGGUAGCGCGGGAUGGUGUGGGGCAGGAGGCGGUGUCGUCGCCCUGAACCGCCCCGAGACAUUACGUACGUGCUGGAGAGUGCGCAGAGAAGAAGAGCGUGAAAUUCAGAGAAAGCGAGAGAGAUCGCGCGGAGAGAGACACGAGCGCUGCUGACGAGAGACCUAUUGCUGCUGCUGCUGCCAGUGCUGUGCCCUCGUCUCACUACUGCCAGAGCCGUUUCGCCCUCGUCUCCGCCCUACUUGUCCCUCCCGUUUUGCUCGAUUUCGGGUAUCUUCCCACUUCGAACCCUCCAGUAGUCUUUCGGUAUUCCCCGCCGUGUGCAAGUCUAUGAUAUUCAGCUGAUCCGAGGAUGGGCUUACGAGAGACGAUGGGUCUCGGAGGGGGUCCUGCGACCUCCGUCUUCCUGCUAGGAUGCCUCCUCUUCAUGAUGGUCAGUUUUACCUUUUCCCUUCUUUUCAGGGCACAUUGUUCUUCCAUUAUGUUAAUGAAACGGAUUUGAAGUCUGACCGCUUCUACACGUGCACGGCAGAGAACAUCGAGCUCAAAGACUACAAGUUCGGCAACCAGUUCAGUCUGCAGAUCACUAACAACAAACGGCGUAGUUGUAAGUUUUUCCGUUCCAUUUCAAAAAAAAAUUAUCGAAAUUCGAAAAUUUCUACCAAUGCAGGAAUGCAUCAAAUCAAAAAAUGGCUGGUCGCUAUUGUGUGCGUUUGCCAACAAAAAGUACACAUACAAAUAUCCGCCCGUAAAAUUGCUGUGUACUUUCACUUUUGACGGGACGCAGUGUAUCCCAAAGCUGAAAUCUCCUAAAAAUCCGGGAUUUGUCGACGCUCCUAAUAACUUCUUUAUUAUUUCCGUGUUUUUCGACUUGUUUUUGGAAGUGUUGCAGUCAACCGAAUGAGUACUCCUCUCUCCCUCGGAUCCGAUGCUAUUUCGUCGCGUCCGCCCUAUAAUCGCCGCCGGGGCGCGAUGUUUACCCGUCUGCAUCUCUGUUGAUCCAACAAUGUUGCAUUUGAUAGAGAGAGAGAGAGAAAGAAUGGGGGAACUGAAUGGGAGUAAAAUACGGGCGACCGACCUCGCAACCUCUCUUACUCUCUCUGAAUCUCUUCGCUAUCAGCCGAAGAACGGUGUGGUAAUAGUGGGGAAGGUCGUCGAACUUAUUCCCAAAUAAAGAGAAGUGAUAACGUGGGUAAACAGAUGCGGAAGGACAGUCUCUCGGCCGAUUGGCUCGAUUACUCAGAGUAGUCGACAUGUUGUUAGAUAAACACACAACAAAUCGGUGGCGGAGGACCCCCUUUCCGAAGAAACAGCUGUUGCAUUCUGGUUGGCUCGCUCAAUCGACGCAACAGAUUUCAACGCACGGUGUGCGAGCUUUUGCCCCAGUUUUUUUUGAAUCGGCAGAUGGUCAGUUCCAAAUGAUUCAUCAGCAGGGCGGUCGAGCGGAAGAAGCCGACGAACAGAGGGCGAACUGUAUAGCAUAUCAUCAGGGCUAAACUGCUUCUCAUUGUACUGUUUGACAUGUACUUCUCCGCCGAUACGAUGUGUCAAAGGCGUAUAAUCGAAUUAGCGGAAUCUCGAGUUUCUUUGCCCGUUUCUUCGGAACGAAACAGGGUUUCAAAUUUCGAUUGGUGCCCGCUUUUGCUGUUGCCCGGGUCGUCGCCAUGUCCCUCUUCUCAUCACCAAUCACAAUUUUAUUGAAUUCCAUUCUGUGUCUUUCUUCUUCUUCUUCUUCUUCUUCCUCUCCGUCGCCCCAAUCUUCCACCAGCCGUCGCUCUAGUUUUUCUCCCCCGCUUCUUCUCAUCUUCCCUCUUUUCUUCUUUUGUGUUGGUGGUGUAAUGACAAACCAGUCAGUAACAUAUGUGCGAAUGAGCCAAGCGCCGUCAAAACUUGGCCGAAAAAGAAAGGAUGAGGCGGACCAAAAGAAGAAGAAGAAGACGAUGGGGUAUGAGAGGGGGACGCGAGGGUUUCGUGUUCGUCGUCAGAGUCAACUAUCUGCUAAAAAUGGCGGCAAGAUGGCCACCACUGAUUGAUCGCACUUUUGACAAGCGACGCUGCGUCCCUCUGGCUCACGCACUCUAUCUUCUGUGAAGCAGGAGAAAGCUGAAGAGAACAGACAUCCGAUACGAUGGAAGGGUGACUGCUCUCUGCAAAAAACAUUCUCAAACAACAGGGAUUAUCUGUUUGCGCAACAUGAAACUACUCAUUGGCCGGCCACUUCCGCUGAUCUUCCAUGAGCGUCACGGCAAAAAAGCGGGAGGGAAGAAUGACUGAAAUGUUUAUUGAAACCAGAUGAGGGAGGAAGGAAACAGGGGUCAUGGAAUAAUCAAAUUGACGCCGUGGGUGUCGCUUCUCAUCGAUCAUAUGCCACCUGCGGGUGAGAACAAAAUGAUUGAGGGAAAGCGGACAUGCGCACUGAAAUAUGAAGGGGAAUGUGGAUUUGUGGUUUAAAAAUAUUCCAAUGUUAUGUGGGCAAUCGUAAAAUACAUUUACACAAAAAAGUUAAACAUGGGUACAUUUCUGCAAAUCAAAUUGAAUCCAAUCCUAUCAUUUUUCAGUGCAACAAAUGCCACCGACUGAGCAGUAUGUGAACCAGAGCUCUCCGAUCGCUCUGCAGGGCAACCAACACAAACUUCACUGCUUCUUUUCUGGAUAGUAAGUUUUCAUCCAUUACUCUGUAGGCGCAUGUCUGUCCUUUCCAAAAAGUUUCCAUCUGCCGCUCCUUCUCCUGCUCAAAAUCAUCCUUGCAAACAAAAGCAAUUUUUCUCGGCACCCGCUCGUCAUUCAGUCAUUUCGCGCGCGCGCCCACAGAAAUGCACGUCUUUGCUGUCCCCUUUCGGCCAUUUGGCGGACGUUUGCCCGCUGCUUGUUGUGAGCCAGAGAGCGUGAGCCCUGGAGCGGUCGUUGCUGUUCUCUGAGUCUCCAGGGCUUCUCGUGGAGCCCAUUUGGUGCCAGGUUCGGAAGCGGUGCGUGCGCGCGCCGCUCGCGGUUAUUUAGAUGUUUUUGAUGCAUGCGGAAGGGUGUCGGCGUUGAAGAUGACGAAAGAAGAGAGCUGAUAAGGGAGGGACCGGGUAUGGGUGCCCCAAUCCUCUUGACAUUGCUGGCAGUUCUAUUAAAUAUCGAACCAGGGGGACUUCCGGUAACUACAGACCGUUUCCGUCACUGGGAACCUGGCACUAAUGAAGCGUGCGUGCAUUUGAAUGUUUGUCCUUUGUUCGCUGGCCCUUCCUUUUCCCACAGCCGCCUUCUCUCGCUUCCAUUCCUUCAAUUUUGACAAACUUUUCUAAAGGGCCACAAAACAACAACAAUGUCCACUCGUUUCUCUUUUUUGAAGAGAGUACAAUUGAAUGAGACCAACACGGGUGGGGGAAGAAUAUUGGACAAGUUGAAGUGGUCGCCAAUUUAUUAGUAACGGGAGGCGCCCUCUCCUCUUUUUCUUUUGUCUCGGACCCGCCCGAUAGCGAUCUUGUUUUGCGAUGGGUCGGACGAAUUGUAGAAGAAACGGGCUCCUUGGGGACAGAAAUUGUCGCCUUUCUUCCUUGAGCCUUUGCUUUUUGGAAUAGACUGAGAUUCAGAAGGCGGGCGUAUUGAAUAUUCAAAGACUGACGGGAGAAACGUCCGGUUAAUAAGUCAUCACGGACCUAGAUGCACUCGUUGGCUAUUCAUGAGCACAACACCUGGACUUUCGGAUAUUGUUGCGGAAGGGGAAAUAGACGGGUGCGAGAGCGGUGGGCACGUAAACAGUAUCAUGGACGGUAGCAAUUAGGGAGGAACUGUCGGAAGAACCUCUUUUUUUUUGCACUCUAAUUAGCCCAUUAGACACGCUGUCAUUGCGAGAUGGCUCUAAUGGAUCCGAAAUGGAAAUUGUUGUCAGAGGUUAUUACCAGAACGGGAAAUGGGAAAAGUGAUAGAUAAAGAGGAAGUAUUAAAUUGAGGAAUAAGUGACCGAAUCGAAAGGCAAUAUAUGGUUGGGGAAUUGGGGAAAGAGAAGUUGAUGAACUCAACGAGGGAUAAUUGGAAAUACUGGAAUCCUUUUUCACGUUAUUCAAUUGCAGCCCAGCUCCGAAGCCACGAUGGUUCCACAACGGCCGUGAGAUCAGCGAAGACAGCGACUCCGCAGGAUUCCGAUUCGAGUCGUACGGAAAGACGCUCGUGUUCAAUGUUACACAAGACAAGGCUGGAAAGUACGACUGUCGGUUCGCCACGCAAAACGACAUCGAUCGGACGUUCAACGUCGUCGUCGAAGGUUCGUUUUUCUACCAAUCGGAUCGCCUUUUUGUUCCAAUUUCGAUUGACUGAUUCCAUUUUAAAAAAAAGAGCGCGCACGGAUGACCGGGGGUCGUUGCGUGGAAAUUUAGAUGAGAUGAGUGGAGAUGUGACUGGUUUUAUUUCAUCGGAAGUUGUUGAUGGAAUUGUGUGCGCGCCGGGGGUCAGCUGGACUUGAGGACGUUUUUCUCAUGUGAGGGAUCAUUUCAGCUGCUCCGUACUGGCCAGAAGGACCUCCGCCGAACACGAACACCAGUGAAGGAGAGACGGUGAUUUUCGACUGUACCACCUACGGAAAGCCUACUCCUCGAGUCACAUUCUACAAGAACGGAGUGGAAUUGGGAAGCCAGAAGGACGAUCGGUACAUGAUCGACGGCACCAAACUCACGAUCUAUGACGUGAAGAAAGGCACCUUCGGAAAGGGAGACAAUGCAGUGUAUCAGUGCAAGUCUGAGAACAAGCACGGAUGGCUAUGGACCAACUUCUACCUCAAUCUUCUUGGUAUGAAAAGUAUAUCUUGAGCACAGACCCAUUAUUCGUUUUCAGCCUUCAAACCACAGCUUCUCAUCGAGCCGGGAUCGGAAGAGGUGGAGGCAGUGGCUGGAAAGAAAGUCACCCUCGAGUGCAAAUUCUUCGCCAGUCCGAACGCCGAUGUCAAAUGGGAAGCUCCAAUGCUCGCCGGAUCGAAGAGCUCUGUGAUUCCCGCGAAUCCGUACGGUGUCGGCAAACUGGUGUUCAGUGAAGUGACUGCAGCGGAAGAGGGCGAGUACGAGUGCGUCGGAACGAACAAGUACGGGCAAGCGACCGGAACUAUCACUCUGAAAGUCAGAAGUGAGUUUUCAAGGGAUUCAAUGAACAGAUAAUAUUUCAUGACUUUGCAGAACCGACAAACGUGGCGCCGUUCGAGCGUGCGGAAGAAACAAAGAUGGCAGGAGAGACUUUGAGAUUGCCGUGCGAUGCGACCGCCGAUACUCAGUUGGAAGUGAAGUACGAGUGGCAGGUGGACGGAAAACCACUGCCUGAGGAUAGUAUCAGCUCUGGGCAUUAUAAGGUGGCAAUGGAAAGUUAGUACUGAACGCAUUAAACGGUUUUCUAGAUUGAUGACAGCCACGGAUUGGUGAUUACCAACCCCACACAGCACGAUUCUGCCAAGUACAAAUGUGUUGUGAGUACGAAAUUGGACCAAGUUGAGAAGGAAAUCAAGAUUCAAAUCAAGGGUAAUAUAACUUCACACUGAGAAUGGAGCGUCUUACCUCUAUUUCAGAUGUUCCUGCGGCUGUGCACGCUGCCUGGGUCGAGAACUGUGACAAAAAUUCGUUGUCGGCACUAAUCUCCUUCGAGCACAUUGAAUCGGCGAACAACAUCGCCCCAGUCAAGGAAUUCUGGGUGCAAUACCAAAUGGACUCGGAGACGGAGGGAUCGCAGUGGAGAACGCAUCCGGUGCCCGUCCAGGCCCAUCCGAAUGACCACAUCGAGGGAGAUCUUCGCACCGUGCGUGGAUCUGCCACCGUUUCUUUGCAGCCGUUCGGAAAGGUAAGUUCUGAAUUACUCAAAGUACUAAGUGAUGAAACAACCGCAUUUUCAGUACGUGUUCCGCGUUCUGGCCCGAAACUCCGUCGGCGACAGUUCCGCCAGGAAAGCCAAAGAUCAAUGCGAUACCCCAGCCAAACAUCCAGACAGAAAUCCGAGCGAGGUUGCUGCCAAAGGUACGAGCCCUGAAAACCUGAUCGUUCAAUGGAAGCCGAUGGCAAGAGAAGAAUGGAACGGCGCCGAUUUCCAUUACAUCGUCAAGUACCGUCCACGAGAAGACGGCCAGGGAGUAGGCGAGUGGAAGGAAGUCGCAGUUGCUGAUCCGUUCGCUGAUCGCGUCACUGUCAAUCUAGAUGACGACAAGGACGUGAAGGCGUUCCAACCGUACGAAGUGCAAGUACAGGCGGUGAACAACGAGGGAAGAGCGAAUGUGGUGCCAGAGACGGUCGAGGGAAGAACUGGAGAGGGAGUGCCGAGCAGCAUUCCAAGCGGACUUCGAGUGCUCGAGAAAAGUGGAACUACUGUGACCCUCGCGUGGAACGGUGUGGAUCCUCAGACCGCGAACGGAAACUUCACUGGAUACAAGAUCACCUACUGGGUCGAUGAGAACGAGCAAGAUGCGGAAGAGCCAGAGGACGAGGCAGAGGAGAAAAGGAAGUACCGUUGGAAGAGAUCCAUCCGCGUGAAAAGACAGUCUGGAGUCCGCAAAACUGUCGUCUUCGGUCCGAGUGCCACGCAGGGAACCAUCUCUGAUUUGAAGCCAGACACGUUGAACCACGCCUACAUUCAAGUGACUAACGGAGCACAUGAAGGAGCUCCCAGUGACGUCAUCGAUUUCCAGACCGAUGAAGGAGGUAAGCGUUGUUUCCUAUAUAUUCUGAGGGAUUCUAGCGAACUCAAUAGAUUAAUUCAUAUGUAAAGUCCCCGCUUAUAAAAAAGGUGUAGUAGCCAUUUGACAAAAAGAGUACUUUUACAUCGGAAUUCGUAAUGAGCCGCCCUUCCAUUUGCUCUCUCAUUUCAAUAAACUUUCAGUUCCCGAGCCAGUUCGAUCCCUUCGCGCAUACCCAAUGAACUCGAAGGUCGCAGACGAGAAGGGAGUCGUCGUUCUCGUUUGGAAGAAACCGAGACAGACAAACGGAAAGUUGGCUCGCUACGAGGUGGAGUACUGUAAGACGCAGAACGGAAAACCCGUCGAGAGUUCGUGCCCGCGACAACAAAUUGCUGCCGAUGCCAAGGAGGUUCGACUCACCGGACUGGAGAACGAGACUCCGUAUCGCUUUGUGCUCAAAGCUCACACGGCUGCCGGAGAGGGAGAUCCGAACUCAUCGGAUGCGACCACGUUGCCUGAAACUACUGCUGCUGGAGGUACAUAUUUUUUAUCCCAGUUUUGGUAGCUAGCAGAGAGUAUCCGCUGUGUGUAAUUGGGCACCUAACUAGGCUGACCUUUCUUUCUUCCUUUUUCCUACCUGCCGACAUCCCCUUUUACUCACCUUUUGUUGUUCGUCCAUGCUUCAUUAAUCGGUCAGUCGUCCAUGCAUUCUCGUCACAAUUCACCUGCGCUCGCUGUUCGUUUCGACAAAUCAUCUGUUCGACUCAUUAGGGCGAAUCCCGACCGCAGGAAAUAGCUGAACGGGAAGAGGGCACACGAGUGGCGACAUCUUGGGUGCGCCUGCAAUUAGGGGCGGAGUCAGAAGCCCUGCUCGUCUCCUCAGCGGCUCGCUUCGCGUUGCCGGCUCUCUUGCUCCUCGAAUACCCUUGUCCAUCGUCUAUUGCACACCUAGAGCGCGGGGCUCAGCUGGCCGUAGACGAGAGGAGCCGACCACAAGUCCAAUUUUGUAGUUGGCAUCCCUCUUUCCGAGCCUUUUCCCAUCGCUGCUUUUUUUUUGUCAAUUCCAACGAGCCUGCUUCCUGCCAGGCUGGUUCACCAGAUCGCCAGUGCAGAUAACGGAGUUUCCGUAGCGUAUACGCAUAUUGUUGCUUUACUGCUGCCUUCGUCCGACAUCGGACGCCUCCUCAUUUCACCUCGAUAAACCGGCACUUUCGAUUCCCGCCGACUUUCGGUUCGCUCUCCCGUCAUAACAACACUCAAUUACUAUACGACAACGCCAUCAUGUUGCAUAUUCUCUCGUUCCUUCUUUUCGCACACCUCCGUUUAUUGUCUACUGCUGCUGGUGAGUUCUCCAAGUUCAUAGAACUAUGCCUCUUUUCUAAACAAAUCGUGGGCUUGUUUUGUGCACCGACUAAUCCUAUCGCUUUCUCUGUUUCGUUCUCUACUCUUUUCCUUUCUUCCACGUCUCUAAAGUGGGCGAACAAUCGAUUCGAGACAAGCCCACGGACAGCAGCACCCACGACUUAACCCAUUUUGUGCAAAGAAAUGAGCGUCGCUGAGAAAACGAGCCAAGUUUUGUGCCGGCGGCUAGAUGGAUGGCUCUUGGAGCAGGAAGCCGACGGAGCCCAUGUGGCAGCACACAAAGACAUUUCGGGCGCCGAUUAAUUAGCUUAAGAGAGUCAGUUUUGAGGACUACUGUACAAGUACGAAUAAAAGAAAUGCAGCGGCGCGGCAGAAAAUAGAAUGGGCGCUUAGAUGGAUGAGGGCUAAUUGAAAAUUUCGGGGCGAGAUGUUGUCAGGAUUGACGAGUCGGUGUUGAAUUACACAUCACAGCCUAUCGCUCAUUUCACUGAUUCUCUUCUUCGUGGCACCUGCUUUAUGUAGCCGGGUGGAUUAAUAAGAUUAGAAGACAGGGACAGGUGUAGGUGUGGAAAGAUCGGGCUGUACCAGCCAGAAUCACAUCUGGAUUACACGGGGCUUCUAUGACCAAUCGCAUAUAUUACAGUGGACCCCGGAGUGCCAUCGCUAGUGGAAAAUGGCAUCGGAGACAAAUACAUCAACGUUUCGUUCCUUCCGGCCUCAUAUGAUGAAGAGAACCGAGCGCCAGUCGGAAAUACGUUCGAAGUGCAGUAUAAACCACAAAACGAGGAUAAUUGGGACACCGUCAAGCCGUCUGGUGAGUGCUAAUGAACCUAAUUAUACCCAAUGAAUAUUCAUUUUCAGAUGACGGACUGACGGUUCAUGUUGACGGCCUGAGCCCUGGAACCAAGUAUGAUGUGAGAGUUGCCGCCCUUCAAGUGGACCCAGACGGCGAAACGACGAAGACGUACUCGAGCAUCUCGAAGAUCACGACAACUGGAACCAGUUCUCGUGAACGAAACAUCUACCUCCUCCUGCUCUUUCUGCUUAUUCUCCUGCUCCUGCUCAUCAUCUGCUGCAUCUGCUGUGUUGUGUGCCGUCAUCGCGGACAGAACUACCCGGUGUCGCAGCGUGAACGUGAGCAAGGAAGAGAGCCGAUCCUCGGAAAGCCAGACUACAAGACGUAAGUCUGAAAAUAAAAAUUAAGAAGAGGAGCAUUUUCGUUUCAGUGAUGAUGAUGAGAAGCGGUCGUUGACUGGAUCGAAGGCCGAGUCGGAGACGGACAGUAUGGCGCAGUACGGAGACACCGAUCCGGGCGUCUUCACUGAGGAUGGAUCCUUCAUCGGUAAGCUGAUCAGGGUGAAAAGAGCGUGGUACGAAUGAAAAAAGUUGUUUCAGGUCAGUACGUCCCGCAGAAGAGCUUGAUGCCGGCUGAGCGGCCGGAGAAGGGAUCGACGUCGACAUUUGUCUGA